AUGGCCGACGUAGAGAUGACCGACGCACCUCCCAAGACCAAGACCUCCAAGUCCGACACUGCUGCCGAUUCUGGAAAGAAGCGCUUCGAAGUCAAGAAGGCNAUCGACUGUCAAGCCAACCAAGCAUCCGCCACCAGUGAGGAAUGUACCGUAGCCUGGGGCAUCUGCAACCACGCCUUCCACUUCCACUGCAUCUCACGUUGGCUCAAGACUCGUCAAGUCUGUCCUCUCGACAACAGAGACUGGGAGUUCCAAAAGUACGGUCGAUAA
Molecule: messenger RNA, 270 nt
Organism: Aureobasidium musti
Lineage: Eukaryota; Fungi; Ascomycota; Dothideomycetes; Dothideales; Saccotheciaceae
Source: the annotation of a GenBank genome assembly